AAUUAAAAAUGCCUAACAGUAAAAGCAAAUCUCGGCAUAGACACAAAGUUAGUCAAGAAACUGGCCGGCGUGAAUUAGUCUCCAGAUCCUUGCAAAGUGCUCAACAUUGUCUGGAGGAUCGUGACUUUGGAACUGCAUAUGCUCACUAUCUCUUGGUAUUAAACAUAGCUCCUGAAUUUAAAAAUGAUGUCAAGGAAGCAUUUCAGUUUACCCUUUUUAAAUGGGCAGAAGAGCUGGAUUCUCUUUCACGAAUUCAAGAUUUAUUUGAUUGCUAUGAGCAUGCCCUGGAAUUAUAUCCUAAUGAUGAAGUUAUAUAUAACAGUAUGGGGGAACAUCUUUUCAGGUUGGGCUUUAAAGAUGAAGCAGCUGCAUAUUUUCAUAAAGCUGUGAAGUUAAACCCUGACUUUCCUGAUGCAAAGGAGAACUUUUAUCGGGUUGCCAACUGGGUGGUAGAACGGUGGCAUUUCAUUAUGCUUAAUGAUUACAAUAGAAAUUUGCUGUAUCAAAAAGCAAUCCAGAAAGCUGUUCAUUCAGGAUAUAGAAGCGUACUUGAUAUUGGAACAGGAACAGGAAUUCUCAGUAUGUUUGCUAAAAGGGCUGGAGCAUCUCCUGUCUAUGCUUGUGAAUUGUCAAAGACCAUGUAUGAAUUGGCUUAUGAAGUGCUAGCUGCAAACAAUUUGGAUGGAGAAAUCAAACUUCUUCACAUGAAAUCCUUUGGUAUAGAAAUUCCAAAGCACAUACCUGAAAGAGUUUCCCUUGUUAUCACCGAAACAGUAGAUUCUGGAUUAUUUGGUGAGGGAAUUGUAGAAAGCUUGAUCCACGCUUGGGAACACUUACUUUUACCACCAAAGCCUAAGGAUGGUAGAGAUGAUUCUAAAAACUAUGGUAGAGUUAUUCCAGCAGGAGCUACUAUGUGGGGCAUGGCAGUGGAAUGCAAAGAGAUACGUAGACAUCAUAGAGCGGAGGUAAAAGAAAUUGCUGGUGUCUGUUUGCCAGAAACCCUGAAGUUUUGCAGUCCAACAUCUGCUUCUCUAAACUCCAGUGAAACCCUUGAACCUUACACUACUGAAAAACUCGGCAGAAUACCUGGUGGUUAUAAAGCUCUUACAGAAAUUUUUCAAGUUCUGACAGUCAAUUUUAAUAAUUUGCAGGAGCUAAAAAAUUUGUCGAUUAGUAAGCCAUCCAAGAUGAAUAUACCCAUUAUUAAAGACGGAAUACUAGAUGCUGUUGUAGUCUGGUUUACACUGCAGCUUGAUGAUGAACUUACUCUUUCUACAAGUCCAAAUGUGGACACCUGUUGGGAGCAAGCAGUCUAUCCUGUACAAAGUCUCCUUGAUCAUUCUGUGAAAUCCGGAGAUGGUGUUGCAAUGGAAAUAUGCUGCCAGGACUGCUAUCUAAGGAUUCAAAAAAUUUCCGUUAAGACUUCAGGAUAUGGAACGGAUGUUGAAAGAAACUUGAGGGAGAAGACCAGUGAAGCUGAACUCUGCAGUGCUCUAGCCAGUCUUCAGACAGCAAGCACCCUGGAAAAUGUCGGCCAAGAAUGUAUGCUAGAAUCCACUGAAAUUGCUUUAUUAAAUAAUCUGCAGUAUCAUGAAUCCUUUAAGAUUGCAAUAGGAAAAGUAUUGUCAUCGUUAAGUCACCAACAUUCAAUGGAUGUUGUUGGUCACCAUGAGCUUGAAAAGAACCAGAUCAAACAUUCUAUAACUGUUGAUCCUCUGUAUAUAUUGGAUGUAUCAGAAGGCUUUUCAAUUUUGCCAGUAAUUGCAGGUAAAUUUGGAGCAGUUAAAGCAUACAGCUCUGUUGAAAAAGAAGAACACCAAGUAGCUCUCAGUUUGAUUUCAGAAGUCAACCAAUUUCCCAGAGAAACAUUAGAGUUUUGGCUUAGUCAUCUACAAGAUGAAAACAAGGUACUACAAAGACCUAAAUCUGACAAAUUAUGGAGUAUUAUAAUUCUGGAUGUCAUAGAAACUUCUGGUUUAAUUCAGCAGGAUGUGAUGGAAAAAGCUGCAAUAUCUAGGUGUUUGCUUCACUCUGGAGGAAAGAUAUUCCCACACCAUGUGAAAAUAUAUGGAAUGCUUGUAGAAUCCAAUUUAUUAUUACUUGAGUCUGCUGUUCAAGGGACAGAUCCCACACUUGGUUUCAACAUAGCACCUUUUAUCAACCAAUUCAAGGUACCUAUCCGCAUUUUUUUGGAUCUCUCCACACUCCCAUAUGUACCUUUAAGCAACUCAGUAGAACUUCUGCGAGUGGAUGUCAUGAAUCCCCACUUGAAUAACAGCAGUACUGAAGUUGAGGUGGAGAUUUGUAAAUCGGGUCAAGUGACUGGUAUUCCAUUUUGGUAUCAUGUAUAUCUGGAUAACGAUAUUGUUUUGGAUACAUCAAGCAAGUCAUCUCACUGGAAACAAGCGGCCAUUGUGCUUGAUAAACCCAUUCAGGUUCAAAAAGGAGAAAAGGUUAUUCUAAGUAUUCAGUAUUACAAAAGCAACAUCAGUGUGGUAGUAAAACAGUAAAAUAUAAAUAGCUUUUCUUAAUUAGUUUUGAAUGUCUAAAUUCCAAAUUUAUGUUAUAUAAUAUAGUAAUCUAUGCAAAGUGUUGAUUUUAAAAUACUUGUUCAAUUUGCAGAAGUUAAUCUGUAUAGAAUAUUUU
Molecule: messenger RNA, 2646 nt
Organism: Protobothrops mucrosquamatus (brown spotted pit viper)
Lineage: Eukaryota; Metazoa; Chordata; Lepidosauria; Squamata; Viperidae
Gene: PRMT9
Product: protein arginine methyltransferase 9
Exons: 12
Coding region: 9-2510 (833 amino acids)
Biological process (GO): peptidyl-arginine methylation
Molecular function (GO): protein binding; protein-arginine omega-N monomethyltransferase activity
Source: RefSeq, a predicted model, not a curated record